Messenger RNA from Neltuma alba, 1103 nucleotides. RefSeq names its product cytokinin riboside 5'-monophosphate phosphoribohydrolase LOG3-like. The coding region runs from base 172 to 828 and encodes 218 amino acids. The transcript is spliced from 7 exons. Gene Ontology annotation, molecular function: hydrolase activity, hydrolyzing N-glycosyl compounds. Gene Ontology annotation, cellular component: nucleus; cytosol. The record is from RefSeq and is a predicted model, not a curated record. Gene Ontology annotation, biological process: cytokinin biosynthetic process. NCBI's taxonomy places the organism in Eukaryota, Viridiplantae, Streptophyta, Magnoliopsida, Fabales, Fabaceae.
GGGCGUAGUCCAUACUUGCAAUUUCGAUGACAGACAUAUGAGUUCACAAGCAUAGAAGCAGGAGGGGAAUCUAGGAGGGAGAUUCUUUUGGUUUAACAAGUGUUUCUAUACCAUUCACAAACAAAAAGCAGAGUGAGACACUGUGUGGGUGAAUAUAAUUAGUUUGUAGCAAUGGAGAUAGAGAGUGAGAUAAGGAAGUCAAGGUUUAAGAGGAUUUGUGUGUUCUGUGGAAGCAGCCAGGGCAAGAAGAGUAGCUAUCAAGAUGCUGCUAUCGAGCUUGGCAAGGAAUUGGUGUCAAGGAACAUCGAUCUGGUCUACGGUGGGGGAAGCAUUGGUCUAAUGGGUUUGGUUUCACAAGCAGUUCAUGAUGGCGGUCGGCAUGUCAUUGGAGUUAUUCCCAAGACGCUCAUGCCUCGAGAGCUAACUGGCGAAACGGUGGGAGAAGUGAAGGCAGUAGCAGACAUGCACCAAAGGAAGGCUGAGAUGGCUAAGCAUUCCGAUGCCUUUAUUGCCUUACCAGGCGGCUACGGGACUUUAGAAGAGCUUCUUGAAGUCAUUACCUGGGCUCAACUUGGGAUUCAUGACAAACCGGUAGGAUUAUUAAAUGUCGAUGGAUAUUACAAUUCCUUGCUAUCAUUCGUUGACAAAGCCGUGGAAGAGGGAUUUAUUAAUCCUAAUGCCCGCCACAUCAUUGUAUCGGCGCCAACACCUAAAGAGUUGGUCAAGAAAUUAGAGGAUUAUGUUCCCCGUCAUGAAAGUGUUGCUCCCAAGUUGAAGUGGCAGAUUGAACAGCUGGGUUACCCUGAAGAAUAUAAUAUUUCAAGGUAGUUAGGUUUACUUCAAGUGCAAGGAAGAUGAAACCUGACAGAAGUAACAUUGAAAGUGGAAGAAGCUAAUUUCUAGAAUCACUCUUCUUUUGUUUUUUUUUUUUUUAACCUUUGCCAUUUAAAAUUUCUUCUGUAAAUUACUGGGAUUGACCUGAAUACGUGAAACUCAUUAGUUUCCUACUUGUGAGAGUCUGAUUUCCUUUCAAGCUGUAAGUAGUAGGGUCUUAAUCUGGAAUUAUCCUUCAAUACUAUCAAUUAGCUUUUAACUUGCCUGGG